AAAUACAAUGAACGCAAUGUUAAACUACCACAAACUCGAUGUCAUAAUCUUAGUUGUGAUUAGCGUUUUGGUGAACGAUAGUGUUGGAGGUGUUUGGGCCGCACUCAACACUCCGCCCCGAUUCAAAUCUGAAGACUUGGAUGACUUGCAGUCAGAGAUAGUGGUGCGCGUGAAAGAGGGAGAAUCCUCUCUUAACAAACAGAUCUACCAUUUGUAUGGUGAAGAUCCCGACGGAGAUGAGCUUAGAUUUGGUGUUUUGGGCACAAUUGGCUCCGAUCUGUUGCGCAUAGAGUCGGUGCCGCCAAAUGAGGCCAAAGUCUACCUCAAGAAAGAGUUGGAUCGCGAGAUACAAGACUCUUAUACAUUAGUUUUAACUCUAACCGAUGGCAAACUUGGAAAAGGAAAUUAUAUCACAAAAUCACUUCUUUUAAUUGUGGAGGACAUCAAUGACAACACUCCGAUCUUCAGGCCUUAUAGAACCGCUCUCUCAUUGUCUGAAACGUCCAAACCUGGAGUUAUCAUUGAAACUAUAGAAGCCUUUGAUUCCGAUGAGGGAAGGUUUGGACAAGUUUUGUACGAACUUAUGGAUAACGAUAAUCAAGAGUCAUCGCAUACAUCAACCACUUUCUCAAUUGAAACAAUUGAAGGAAAAGGAGUCAUUAGUCUGUCAUCAAGUUUAGACUACGAGAAAAAAUCAAUAUAUCAAUUGAAAGUGUUGGCCAUUGACAGGGCUGUUGAGGGCGAGCGCCUGACAGCCACCGCAGCUCUUGUUAUUCAAGUAGAGGACGCGGAGGAUGAGCCGCCAGUCUUUACAUUUGUGCCAUCAGUUACCAGAAUUGCUGAAAAUCUGGCCAUCGGUUCCCCGGUUUUGACGGUGACAGCCGUUGAUGGGGACAGAGGUGUUAACAAAGCCAUCACUUAUCGUAUACUAAAAGGCGAUCAAAAACUAUUUACAAUAAAUCAAAACACUGGCGUUGUGUCAGUUGCCGGUCGUCUCGAUAGGGAGAGUGCCAUAAAUAGUACGAGUGGUCAGACGGCCGGCGCUUAUAUUCUUGAAAUAGAAGCUACAGAAGUGACUGUCGCUAUAUUUCCUCCGCCGACUGUCACCACAGAAGUGACUAUAAUUUUGAAGGAUGUAAACGACGAGAUCCCAAAAUUUACUGCCAAUCAAUACGUGGCAGAAAUAGCAGAGAACGCACCCAACGAUAUGCCGGUCACUUUUGUGGCCGAUGCUGUGCCUCAGGUCUACGAUUACGAUCAGGGAAACAACGGAUCAUUUGUUGUUAGUAUUCAGUCCGCAGACAAUAAAGGACUUGAAGAUGUGUUUUACGUGACGCCCACUCACGGCGUGAAUGAGGCGUCCAUUAUGUUGAGAGUUAGAGAUUCCCUUCGUUUAGAUUAUGAAAAAAUCAAACAAAUUCGGCUCACAAUUAGAGCCACUGAACAAACGGGUUCACCCAUUAGUGCCAGAAGUAGUUCCACACAAAUCACUGUCAAUAUUAAGGAUGUCAACGACAAUAUCCCACACUUUGAUCAGGACUUAUAUUACGGGUCCGUCAGUGAAAACGCAAUGAUAGGCACAUCUGUGGCCAAAAUCAAUGCCAGAGAUAUUGAUUCUGGAAUUUAUGGGACGGCAGGCAUUCGGUAUACAGAAAUCAGAGGCGAAAUGUCUUCAGCAUUGAGUUUGGACCCCAUUUCUGGUGUGAUUAGAGUACAGACAUCCGAUCAUAAGUUUGAUCGCGAGCUCUCGGCUCAACACUUCCUGAUAGUUGAGGCGCGCGAUACUAAUGGCGCCGGAAAUAGAAAUACUGUUCAAUUAGUUCUUAAUAUAACUGAUGUCAACGACUGUCGGCCAAAGUUUCUUCACGACAAAUACGAGGCCCGACUUUACGAGAACAGCCAUACCUUUGAACAGCCCAUCCGUAUCACUGCCUUUGAUGAGGACGCCAUCGGAACGAAGAACUCAGAGAUUAGAUACAAAAUAUUGUCAAACACUCCCGAUAUAAACACUUUAAAUCAAUACUCAAGUAAUUUUACUAUUGAUGAAAGUUCUGGUCUAUUGGGUAUUAGAGAACCACUCGAUUUCGAGUCAAUUCCGGGUCCAAAAAGCGAUUCACGAAAUGUCACGCUAACAGUGCGGGCCUUUGAUUUGGGUGAUCCUCAUCUAUAUUCAGACGCACAGCUUAUUGUCUAUGUCUACGAUCGCAAUGAUUUUGCGCCGGUCUUUACCAAAAAUUUGUACACAAAAUCAAUACCGGAAGACAUUCGCGACGGUUCGAUGGUAUUGCAAGUGUCAGCCCUCGACGGCGAUCAUUCGGCCACCAAUUCAAGAGUUUACUAUCGAUUAGUUUCGGGCGCUUUUGACAAAUUUAUAAUUGAUGCCAACUCUGGUGUCAUAUCAGUGGCCACAGGCGCUAAUCUAGAUCCGGAUCGAUCACAU
Molecule: messenger RNA, 2440 nt
Organism: Medioppia subpectinata
Lineage: Eukaryota; Metazoa; Arthropoda; Arachnida; Sarcoptiformes; Oppiidae
Source: the annotation of a GenBank genome assembly